AUGCCCAAUAUUGCAAAUGCUUUAGUUGAGAAGCAGCGUUUCGAUUGCCAAACUCUCCAAAAUGAAUUAGUUUCAAUUAAUGAAAUGACAAAUAACUCUAACGCAAACAAUUCCUUGUUUAAUAUUGUUACUCAACCAGACAAUAUUGAAGAUGUUGCCUCACUUUUAGAGGCGUACUUUGAGGAAUUUUCUAAUCAAAGUACGACAACAUUUCAGACAAAUAAUUUACAGGAUUCUCAAAGAUCAGCUACUGUAAAAACAUUCGUUGAAAACGAACCAAUUACGAUAGCAAAUAACUUUUCGUUGAAAGAAGGUCCAUUAAACGAGCAUAAUUCUGAUAAUGAGGGCUUUAACAUUGAUGAACCUCUAGCAGAACCAAUAGAUUAUAAUUCAACGUCUGAACAACAAAAACAAAAAAAUGAAUGGUCUCUUAACAUAGGAGAACCAACAGAAUUGAUCAUCGUAAGGAAAUUCGCUAAAUCAUUUUCAAACGCAUUUGAACGUGAAAUUUCUGAAAUGCAAAGUGUUUCCUCAAGCUCUAAGAAACUCACUAAAUCUCAAUAUCGUGAAAUCGCAGAAAAGUGCAGCGUUCAAGAAUGUCUAAAACUGUCAAGUCAAUUCUUUGCAGACCCAACUUUAUUUAGUCUUCUUCGACAAUAUUAUUCGAUUGAUGGUGAUAAGAUACAAAACGGAUCAACUUCAGGUUCUAUUGCAUUACCUCCAUUAUCAAGGACAGAAGAAACUAACGGUAACGGGCUUCAGAACAAAAAUAUAGAUGAAGAUGUCAUAUGUCGUUCUCAAUCACCAGCAACUUCAAAGAAAAGAAAGGCGAUUUCUGAUGAAUGCAAUGGAAAAGAUGGACAAGAAUCGUCUUUGCGUGCUCAAAGCAAUAAACGGGUUAAACGCCGAUUUAAAAAGGACUCACAGAAUAAUUCUAGCAAUGUUGCAUCAUCUUCAUUUUCUGAAACUUCCAAUACAAUCGUUCCUGCAGUUUCAAUUUCUUCUAUCACUGCAAAGUCUCGUAAAGGGCUUGACCCAAGCGAAAGGCCUGAACUAUCUGCUAUGGAAAAUAGAUUUUGGGAGAUGGCGGCUUUAUUGGAUAGUUCACCUUUGGCUAGUUUAAAUUCAAAAUAUCGAGCUCCUGCACCUUCUAAGAAACGCUACGAUUUGAAUUAUGUUUCUUCAAUAACAAAUAAGAAAUCCGAUAAUGUUAAAAAGAUCGAUAUUAGUGGCGAUCCCGAAGUUGUCCUAUCCGUAGCAUUUUAUAAUCAGAGCAACCCUGUAAGCCGAACACAGGAAUUUUUGGUUCUCGGAAGUCAACCACUAACAGCACUUAGAGAUGCUUUUUAUUGCAUCAGUGACUUUUAUAAACAAGAAGCUUCUGAAUUAUCUGCAUCAAUAAAUGCUUUGAAUUCAUCUGAGGAGAAAAAAUCGGGUAGUUAUUUUUUCAUUGAAGACGUAGAGAUUAUCGAUUGGGUAAAUGAAAAUAAGCGCUAUACCCACCCAGGGCUCGGGUUAUAUCAGAGAAAAAAAAUGGAAGAGGUGACAUUUAGUGACCUCUCGAUAAGGUUAAAUAAGCCUUAUCUAUUUGUCCAUAAAGGAGAUUGUGAACAUGCCAUAGUGUUUGCAGAUUUGAGGUAUGGUACAUUUUAUAAAUUUUAA
This is a messenger RNA of Funneliformis mosseae, 1662 nucleotides long. NCBI's taxonomy places the organism in Eukaryota, Fungi, Glomeromycota, Glomeromycetes, Glomerales, Glomeraceae. The record is from the annotation of a GenBank genome assembly.